AGAGCACAGGAAAGAAUGAGCUAUUACGGCAGCAGCUAUCGGAUUGUAAAUGUGGACCCGAAAUAUCCAGGAUACCCACCAGAACACAUGAUAGCUGAGAAGAGAAGGGCAAGAAGACGUCUGCUCCACAAAGACGGUGGCUGUAAUGUAUAUUUCAAGCACCUUUUUGGAGAAUGGGGGAGCUACGUGGUCGACAUUUUCACCACUCUCGUGGACACCAAGUGGCGCCAUAUGUUUGUGAUAUUUUCUUUGUCUUAUAUUCUCUCCUGGCUGAUUUUUGGCACCAUCUUUUGGCUAAUAGCCUUUCAUCAUGGAGAUCUGUUAAAUGAUCCAGACAUCACACCUUGUGUGGACAAUGUCCAUUCUUUUACAGGGGCGUUUUUAUUCUCCCUCGAGACCCAGACCACCAUAGGGUAUGGCUACCGCUGUGUCACUGAGGAGUGUUCUGUGGCAGUGCUAAUGGUGAUCCUUCAGUCCAUCUUAAGCUGCAUCAUCAAUACGUUCAUCAUUGGAGCCGCUUUGGCCAAAAUGGCAACUGCUCGGAAGAGAGCCCAAACCAUUCGGUUUAGCUAUUUUGCGCUCAUAGGCAUGAGAGAUGGGAAGCUUUGCCUCAUGUGGCGUAUUGGGGAUUUCCGACCAAACCACGUAGUAGAAGGGACAGUCAGAGCCCAACUUCUCCGCUACACGGAAGAUAGCGAAGGGCGGAUGACAAUGGCAUUUAAAGACCUAAAGUUAGUCAAUGACCAGAUCAUCCUUGUCACGCCAGUAACUAUCGUUCAUGAAAUUGACCAUGAGAGCCCUCUUUAUGCGCUUGACCGCAAAGCAGUGGCUAAAGACAACUUUGAAAUUCUGGUGACAUUUAUCUAUACUGGCGAUUCCACUGGGACGUCUCACCAAUCCAGAAGUUCCUAUGUCCCCCGAGAAAUUCUCUGGGGUCACAGGUUUAAUGAUGUCUUGGAAGUUAAGAGAAAGUAUUACAAAGUGAACUGCUUACAGUUUGAGGGAAGCGUUGAAGUAUAUGCCCCCUUUUGCAGUGCCAAACAAUUGGACUGGAAAGACCAGCAGCUCCACAACAUGGAAAAGGCAUCACCAGUCCAAGGACCCUGCACAUCAGACACCAAGGUCAGGCAAAGGUCAUUUAGUGCCAUUGCCAUUGUCAGCAGCUGUGAAAACCCUGAGGAGACCACCACCUCAGCCAUGGAUGAGUGUAAGGAAGUGCCUUAUCAGAAAGCCCUCUUAACUUUAAAUAGAAUCUCGGUAGAAUCUCAAAUGUAG
This is a messenger RNA of Orycteropus afer afer, 1275 nucleotides long. It is a transcript of the gene KCNJ16, whose product is annotated as potassium inwardly rectifying channel subfamily J member 16. NCBI's taxonomy places the organism in Eukaryota, Metazoa, Chordata, Mammalia, Tubulidentata, Orycteropodidae. The record is from RefSeq and is a predicted model, not a curated record. Gene Ontology annotation, molecular function: inward rectifier potassium channel activity. Gene Ontology annotation, cellular component: plasma membrane. Gene Ontology annotation, biological process: potassium ion import across plasma membrane; regulation of monoatomic ion transmembrane transport.